Rotaria sordida is the source of this 642-nucleotide messenger RNA. NCBI's taxonomy places the organism in Eukaryota, Metazoa, Rotifera, Eurotatoria, Philodinida, Philodinidae. The record is from the annotation of a GenBank genome assembly.
AUGCUUAUGCAAAUGAAUGAUGAUGGCAUGUCGUCAGUACAAAUUGCUAAACAACUACGAAAUGUCGUCAGCCAACUUGAAGGUGUAUUCAAUCGACAGAAUGAACGUAUUUAUGCUGCAAGUCGUCUGGAAGCAGAUGAACAAAGGGGCAUAUAUCAACAACCUAAAUAUCCGAAAAGAUUAAUAGUAUGGUUAGGUACUUCAAAAAAUGGACUUAGGUCUCCAAUUAUUUUUAAACCUGAUGAGACAAUAUCACAUAAAAAUUAUAUUGAAGUUAUUCUUCAACAUGCGCAAGCUGAAGGUGAACAACUGUUAGGUGACAAUUUCAUCUUUCAACAAGACCAUGCCACACCACAUACGCAUCGGGAAUCAUUGGCAUGGUGUGAAGAAAACUUGACGUUUUUUUUAGACAAUCAUCGAUGGCCACCAAACAGUCUUGAUCUCAAUGUUCUGCAUUAUUAUGUGUGGGAUGCUAUUACGAAUAAUAUGCAAUGUGAUAAAGUUAAAGAUUAUGAUUCAUUAAAUGAUGAAACUAGUAGAGGAAUUCGUCAUGUACCAAAAAGUGAUCUUCUUCGUAGCAUCGAAAAUUGGUUGCACAGAAUUUUGUUCAUUUUGAAAACAAAAGGUGCAUUUGUAAAAUAA